This is a messenger RNA of Sesamum indicum (sesame), 2084 nucleotides long. Lineage: Eukaryota; Viridiplantae; Streptophyta; Magnoliopsida; Lamiales; Pedaliaceae. The record is from RefSeq and is a predicted model, not a curated record.
UAAUCUUGCAGGUUGUUGGCAGUAUUAAAACUACUAGGGAAGUUGUUGGUUCUCGCUAUCUUUAUCUGUAACUGAUUAAAUGUUUAUUCUUUUCUCUAGUAGCUCUCUUUGUAUUGCUUUUAGUGUGGACUGGCUUUCCACGGUCAUUAUUACUUUUUCAACUGGCGGAUGGGCUGAAUUUAAUGCAGAGAGUGAUUUGUAAUGUCUUCCUCAUGGUUCGAUGUUAUUGAAUUGUUGAAGAUAAUAAGGUGCGUCAACAGGACAGAAAAUUUGUUCGUUGAAGGUGAUGGAGUUGGUGGAAACCAACCUCUACACUAUCUAAAAGAUUAAUUAGUUUCAAUUCCCAGGAGAGAGAGGGUUGGCUUGGAAGCGUCCUGUUUCGAAACACUACACACAGAGUUCGAGAUGAACGAUGAUGAUAAGGGUUGCCAUCGAUUCUGCAAUAAGGGUUAUUUUAAUCUCUCAAAUCCCACUUUUGAUCGACAACCGGUAUACGCAGCCGCCAAAGAAAGGAAUUGCUUCUCAUUGAGGCCAUCCCAGAUGAAAGAAAUGCUAAACCCUAAUCCAUGAUCUUGCGGCUGAUGAAUUCUGCAAAGCAACUUGGCACUUUGGAGUUGUCGAAAUUCCAUCCCCAAUUGAAUUCCGCCGCAAUGUACAAAUAUGAAGCCAGCCUUGUUGCCCUCUACCCAUGGCAUCUUGGAGGCUUUUCAUUUCUUUGAUUGUCAUUUCCUUCUCUACCAACUCCAUUGCUUCCACAUUCAUCAUUACCAACAAUUGUCCUUUCGCAAUAUGGCCCGGAACGUUAGCUGGUGCAGGUACACCACAACUUCCAGCAACAGGGUUCCAAUUGGAUUCUGGCCAAAGUAUCACAAUUCCCACGGUUCCUGGAUGGUCUGGUCGGAUCUGGGCUAGGACCGGAUGCACAUUCAACACAAUGGGCGUUGGCUCAUGUGUAACUGGAGACUGUGGUGGGAAGCUGCAAUGUGAUGGCAUUGGUGCAACACCACCAGCAUCACUCUUUGAGAUAACUCUUGGAACUGGAGACCAGAAAGAUUUCUACGAUGUUAGCAUCGUUGAUGGCUACAAUCUGCCACUAGUUGCUGCACCAAGAGGAGUUUACGGUGAAUGCAACGCCACUGGCUGUGUAGCAGAUAUCAACAUGGGUUGCCCUAAGGAGCUCCAGGUGAUAGGCAGUGAUGAAAGGGAAGGGGGAGUUGUGGCGUGCAAGAGUGCAUGUGAAGCGUUCGGACUAGAUCAGUAUUGCUGCAGUGGGGAGUUUGCUAACCCGACAACAUGUAGGCCAUCUUUCUAUUCAGGAAUCUUCAAGAAUGCCUGCCCAAGAGCUUAUAGCUAUGCAUUUGAUGAUGGAACCAGCACUUUCACUUGCAAGGCCUCUGAGUAUGAUAUAAUAUUUUGCCCCAAUAGUGGGAUGAGGAGAAUAGAUGGUGGAUUACAGGCUCCAGAAGUCGGAGAAAGCCGAAGUGGGAAGACAGCGGCAACUGCUUCAUCUUCAACCAUCCUAUUACCCUUUCCAGUGUCAAUCUUUGUUCUCCUCUUUACUCUGUAUUUGUGGCAUACCUGAUACAUUUUAACACCCUUGUUCUUGCAAAGUGGUACAGCAAGAGAGAUCACAAUGCAAUCAACCAGAGGAAUCUAUUUAUCAAGACAAGAGAAAGGAAAAUUGUCGUUACUCCCAAGAACAUGCUGCACAAUAAGAAUGUAUGGGCAAGGAGUGCAAGGGUGAUUGAAACUAUUGAAAGAAUAUAUCACCUGUAUUUUCAAAACUUCAUAUAAUAAUAUAAUUGAAUUCUUUAACAUGUCAUUCUUCUGCUAGACAUCUGAAAGCUAGGAUGUAACAUAUGAAAGCAUCCCCAUAGCAAUAAGAAUAUGAAUUUCCCAAGGGAAUUGCGUAAAAAUUUCAUUCUCAGAAUAGUUGCAUAAUGAAAGAAACUAGUCAAGCUCUCAUGUAACUAACAUUUCAAUAUAAAAGGUGUAGCAAUUAUACUUUUAUUUCCAUAAAGGAGUCAAUAGCACAAAACUUUUCUGUUUCCCUAAAGCUAAAUUUUACAAGAAAUACAAAUUAA